CGCGCCGUCGUCGUGUUUUUGCACGGCAUCGGCGAACACGCCACGCGCUACUCGAACCUGUUUAAACGACUCACGAGCGCCGGUCUGCGCGUCGUGACGUACGAUUGCGUCGGACACGGCGCGUCCGAGGGCUUGCCCGGAUACUUCGAACAGUUCGAGGACGUCGUGGAGGACGCGCGCGGGUUUUGUGAGAUGACGCGGGCGCGGCGAGCGGGACGCGAACCGCUGGUGCUGUGCGGACAGUCGUUCGGGGGACUCGUCGCGGCGACGGUCGCGGCGAACGACGCUCGAGCGAACGCGCGGUUGAUCGAUGGUUUAGUGCUCACGGCGGCGAGCAUCGACGUGAAGUGGAACGCGGUGCUGAGGGCGCAGGCGGCGAUGGGGGCGCUGUUGGCGAGAGGGGCGCCGCGCGCGCGUUUGGUGCCGGCGGUGCGGUUGGAAGACAUGUCGAACGAUGCGGCGACUUUAGAGUCGUACGCCACGGAUCCGUACGUGCAGUUAGGACCGGUGCGUUGUCGCACGGCGUAUGAGAUCCUGCGCGGGUUCAAGGCGCUCAGAGCGAGAUACGGAGAGUUGAGGUGUCCGCUCUUGGCGCUGCACGGCGCCGAGGACGCGUGCGCGGAUAAAACCGCGAGCGAGCGCCUCGUGUGCGAGGCAUCGAGCGCGGUGAAGCAAUACGUAGAGUUACCGGGGAUGCACCACUUGAUUCUUCAGGAACCGGGAAGCGGGACGGUGCUGAAUCGAAUAGUAGAGUUUGUC
Ostreococcus lucimarinus CCE9901 is the source of this 759-nucleotide messenger RNA. RefSeq lists its product with no specific name. The annotation marks the transcript as partial. The transcript has a single exon. Gene Ontology annotation, cellular component: membrane. The record is from RefSeq and is a predicted model, not a curated record. Gene Ontology annotation, molecular function: lipase activity. NCBI's taxonomy places the organism in Eukaryota, Viridiplantae, Chlorophyta, Mamiellophyceae, Mamiellales, Bathycoccaceae.